This is a messenger RNA of Dendrobium catenatum, 1258 nucleotides long. RefSeq names its product ribulose bisphosphate carboxylase small chain, chloroplastic. The record is from RefSeq and is a predicted model, not a curated record. The coding region runs from base 438 to 992 and encodes 184 amino acids. NCBI's taxonomy places the organism in Eukaryota, Viridiplantae, Streptophyta, Magnoliopsida, Asparagales, Orchidaceae. The transcript is spliced from 3 exons.
ACUUUUUAAUAUUUCUUAUAACUAAUAUAAUAUUCUGAAACGCUUGAAAAGUAAAUUUAAAAUUUAGAAACAAAUAAUCCAUUCUAAUCAUCCACAAAGAUAUUCUAAUCUCUAUUCAUGAGCACAGCGCCCUUUCCCACACCAUACAACUAAAUGAAUGGAGAUAAAGAGCCAUAGGCCUCCAAAAGCCAAUAAUGUUGGGGAUAAGGUUUGACGUGGCUCAAUUGAAUGGUUUUUAGAUGAUAAGGGUCCAAUCCAUUAGCAGCCAGUUCAUUUUUACUGGCCAAAGUGUAGAUUUCAUCGCCUAAUUAAUUUUGCCCAUUGGUUAGAAUUUAUAUAAUGAAGCAUCUAAGCAUAUUGAGGGGCCUCAGGCAGUUUCAGAAGUACAAUUGUUAGCUUAGCUCCAGCUCUUCAAUUUCAAGAAGGAAGAGUUAAAAAUGGCUUCUUCAAUGAUGGUCUCCUCCGCCACUGUAAUGGUCCCCCGAUCAACAACUCCGGCUCAGUCUACCUUGGUUGCUCCCUACACCGGUUUGAAGUCCGCCGGCGCUCUGCCCAUCGCACGUAGAACCGCCACAAACCUCAACCAUCUCCCGAGCAACGGCGGCAGAGCCCAUUGCAUGCUGGUGUGGCCUAUUGAGGGUAGGAAGAAGUUUGAGACGCUGUCUUACCUCCCUCCACUUACUGAUGAACGUUUGCUCAAGCAGAUUGAGUAUCUUAUCCGUUCGGGAUGGAUUCCUUGCUUGGAAUUCAGCACGGUUGGAUUCGUGUUCAGGGAGAAUCAUAGGUCACCUGGAUACUAUGAUGGACGGUACUGGACAAUGUGGAAGCUGCCUAUGUUCGGGUGCACAGAUGCAGUUCAAGUGAUAAAGGAGUUGGUGGAGUGCAAAAAGGAAUUUCCUGAGAAAUUUGUUCGAAUUAUCGGAUUUGAUAAUCGUCGUCAAGUGCAAUGCAUCAGUUUCAUUGCCUAUAAGCCUGAAGGCAAAGACUAUUAAUGAGCUAUCCUGAAAAAGCAACUAAUGCUUGAGAUUGUUGUUCUAGUUUUCUAUUAUCCAUGGAUUUCUCUUUAUUUUUUUGGGAUUUAAGAACUUUUGUUUAUGUUGGUUUCCUAUGUUGCUUUAGUCCAUCUCUGUUUGUUUUUGUGGAUGGUGGGAACCAAGAAGUAAUCAAGUCAUGGUGUAAUGUUGUUCACUGUCAUUGCAAAGUUCUUCCUGGUUUAGCAGAAGUUAUGAGAACUUUGUAUUAGUUUUGUUAGAUGACA